UUCCUCGUGUGUGCAAAGUAACUUACAAGUUUGGAGAAAAUAUGUUACAAGUAAUAAAGUUUAAACUGUGAUAUUGUGUUUUAAAUAUGAAGUUGAUUGUGCUAUUUGUGUUUUGUGUGAGUUGUCUCGUGUGCGCGCAAGAUGAAUACACCGACGGUGACGACGUGACAGAAGCAUGCUGUACACACGGAUCGGACUCGGCGCUGUCUCUGUCAUCCGCCCGAGAGUGUGGAGGCCUAGGGCUCCCAGACUACAUAGAGCCGGAGCAGGAGGCCACGUGCAGGGCUAGCGUGGCGAGCUGCUGCCAGGAUCACUUUAAGCAAAAGGAUGAUUGUGCUGCAGGCGCAAAGUAUGCCGCCAGCAAACGAUGUAGUGUACCAAGCACAGACAUCGGAAAGACAUGCUGCGAAGAGUGCAAAUUCGGUGCGCUAACAGGAGAGUCCCAGGGGGUGGAGGCCUGCGGGAGCCCUCCCACAGCAGACGUCUCCCCUGCCUCUUACCUGAGGAAGACCUCUUAUUAUACGUGCUGUGUUGAAGCGGCAACAAAGCCGACGACAACCGAAGCUCCCUCAACAACAACCACGGAGGCAGUCAGGCGUUGCGGGCCUGGCUCCUGCCACGCAGACCAGGACUGCGACGACAGUGACGGCGUUAUACGAUGCCUGUGCCACAGCGGCUUUAGGAAACAAAAGGAUGGCUCUUGCAAAGAUAUCAACGAGUGCGCUGAAUCCGCAGAUAACCUCUGCACCCAAAAGGACCACGUGUGCCACAACACCCCGGGCUCCUAUAAGUGCGUGCCGCUCAAGAAGCGAGAAGUACCCGGCUGCCCGCCGGGGUUCAAGAAGAAUGUCAUCAACCAGGUGUGCGAUGACAUAAACGAAUGCCAGCUCCCCCGCCCGCCCUGCCCGAAGUACCUCUGCGAGAAUACCAUUGGGGGCUUCAAGUGCAACGGGAAGCCUGGGACUCCGGCCGUCGAGGGUGCUACCGAGGCUGCACCCGUAGAGCCUCCUGCAGGCCGGAACGACAUAUGCCCUAAGGGGUUCAGGGCCGGUGCUAAUGAUGAGUGUGUUGACAUCGACGAAUGCGAAGAGCACCUCGACGACUGUCAGCGGCUGUCGCAGCACUGCAUCAACACCCACGGUGCUUUCUUCUGCCAGGAUCACGUCUCCAAGCGAUGCGCCCCUGGCUUUAAAGUCAACAGUGCUACUGGUAUCUGUGAAGAUAUUAACGAGUGCGAAGAAGGUUCAGAGGUGUGCAAGAGGAAUCAAGUUUGUGUCAACCUCCCGGGGGCCUACGACUGCAAGUCCAAAAUUAGCACCUUACCCAAGUUGGCCUCUAAAACUUGCCAAGAGGGAACCAGGAUGCGCGUUGGUAGCAACAAAUGCGAUGACAUCGAUGAAUGCCGCGAGGGCACUCAUCUCUGCGACCAGUUCCAGAACUGCAUCAACACGUUCGGCGGGCAUGAGUGCCGCUGCAAGAACGGUUUCGAGCUGGACUCUACGUCAGGAUCCUGUGAAGACGUUGAUGAAUGCGCCAUGAAGCUGGACAACUGCGGCGCCGGCCUGCACUGCCUGAACGUGCUGGGCUCGUUCACCUGCACGCGCCGCGCCCCCACCUCCUCCACCACCACCCCCGCGCCCACCUCCAAUGACUACGAAUACUAUUACACUGACAGUGAUGAAGAACCGACCAACGACACACGAAAUCCAGGACCAGGAGGUGCCAACAAACCAGCUCCUAAACCUAAUCCUCCUCUACCUCCUCCAAAACCUAUUACCACUUCUACCACUACAACAAGUACCACCACCACUACAACUACUACAACUACAACUCCUAAACCUACUACUACCCCUAAACCUGCUACUACACCAAGGCCACCCCCACCCAGACCGUACCGACCACCCCCUACCCAAUACGAUCCUUUCGGCAGACCGACUAGACCAUACACCAACAGACCACCCAGACCCAACCCAACAAACCCUUCUCCACCAGAAACCACACCUAACCCUAGAAGACCUGAAAAUAGACUACCUAGCAGUAUCCCUCCUCCGACGACACCAGAGGUAGUUGAAAAAGAGAAGAAUCCUGGAGGAGUCGAGUUGGACACUUCGGAGCUGCCUAAGGACAAGUGGACGAACGUAAUUGGGAAGGAUAAGGAUAAUGAACCGGAUGAUUUUGAUCCGAAUGAGCUGCAUUGUCUGAACGGAUAUGAGAAGAAUGCAGCGGGUGAUUGCGUUGAUAUCGACGAAUGCGCCGGCCGCCACAUUUGCAGUGCACUGGAAACCUGCAAGAACGAACCUGGCCGGUACCGCUGCGAGUGUAUAACGGGCUUUAGGAGAGACCCAUCGGGGUACUGCGCGGUGGCACCCACCAUCCCCACCACGUCCUCCACCACUACUUCAACUACUACAACUACCACGACCACCACUGAGGCCCCUCGGCCUUACAUCCCACCACAACCCCGGCCGCAGCCCCGGCCUCAAUCACCACAACCCCGGCCGCAACCAUCUCCGCAACCACGGCCGCAACCACGACCGCAGCCGCAACCGCAACGGCCGCCGCAGACACCGCAGUUCUGCGAGAUGGGAUACAUCUACGACUCCAGACAGGGACAGUGUGUUGAUAUCGACGAGUGCGCUACGAACCGGCACACUUGCGUGGCGAACGAGCGCUGCGUUAAUGUUGAUGGCGGCUUCCAGUGUGAAAAGGCACCAGUAUAUGUUCCACCAGCACAAACCCCACCCAGGCCCCGGCCCAACUCGCGGGAUCCCCACGUUAUCACAGUGGGCGCCCAGUACGGCACCCGCGGGCCCCGCUACAGACGCCCGACAUAUUCCCGUGUUCGUGAAGUCGACGCAGUGAUGACGUCAUGCCAGAAGGGCUACCGGCUGACCUCGGACAAGAUGUGCUUGGACAUCGACGAAUGCGCCGUGAACCAGUCAGAGUGCGGUCCUCUCCAGCGCUGUGAGAACUUCUUUGGCGGACACUCUUGCCAGUGCCCAGCUGGCCACCAGCUGGUUGGCUCUAAAGAUUGCGAGGACAUCGACGAGUGUCAAUACGGCAACCCGUGUUCAUACUCGUCGAAAUGCGUCAACACCGUGGGUUCGUUCCGCUGCGAGUGCAAUGAAGGCUUCCGAAAUGCACGCUCUAAUGACAAAGUUUGCAUGGACGUAGACGAGUGCACGGAAACUCCAGGAAUCUGCCAGCAGGGCUGCGCUAACGCGUGGGGCUCCUACCGCUGCUACUGUCACCAGGGAUACAGAAUGCAGGAGGAUGGGAAGACUUGUGUAGACGUGGACGAGUGUGCAGAAUUCGCCGCAUCUGCCUCAAGUCGUAACCGCGCGCGUUUGUGCGGCGGAGAGUGCGUCAAUGAGCCUGGCAGCUACCGCUGUUCCUGUCCCAACGGCUAUCGGCUAUCAGAAGACCAGCAUAGUUGUAUCGAUAUUGACGAGUGCGAGACUGGCGAAGCUUCGUGUGCUCGGUCUUCGGAUCCUAGCCAAGUGUGUCAAAACACGCGGGGAAGCUACCACUGUCACACCAUCAACUGCCCAGCAGGAUACCAGCUGGAGGCUAAGCAUCGAUGCACGCGCAUCCAGCGGACUUGCGCGAUGUCAGACUGGGACUGCGUGCACCAGCCAAGCAGUUACAGCUACAACUUCAUCACCUUCGUAGCGAACAUCUACCUUCCGCUCGGUCGAGUGGAUCUAUUCACAAUGCACGGGCCAGCGUGGGCAGACUCUUUCAUGAGCUUCGAGAUGAGGCUGGUGGACGUUCAGGCGGCGCCGGGAGUCACGCCAGCUAGUCUGGCCUGUUUCGACACGCGGCCUACUGGCAACAUGUGCGUGGUGUCCCUCCUGUGCGCGCUGGAAGGUCCGCAGGUGGCCGAGUUGGAGCUGACCAUGUCGCUGUACCAGCGCCGGCAGUUCGCGGGCAGCGCCGUGGCCAGGCUCGUCGUCAUCGUGUCGCAGUACGAGUACUAGCAGUAGCAGUAGGCAA
Messenger RNA from Cydia fagiglandana, 3996 nucleotides. RefSeq names its product fibrillin-1-like. Gene Ontology annotation, molecular function: calcium ion binding. Lineage: Eukaryota; Metazoa; Arthropoda; Insecta; Lepidoptera; Tortricidae. The record is from RefSeq and is a predicted model, not a curated record. Bases 87 to 3980 code for a protein of 1297 amino acids. The transcript is spliced from 25 exons.